GAUCUGCGGAUGAUCCCCGAAGGAAACCCUAGAAAAUUGUCUGUGCAGCGCUUAGAUACGGUCCGAAGGAUUGACUUCUAGCUAUAUAGUCCAUCACAGUGCGCGACCUUGUUUCGUUGUCAGUCAUGUCAGAAGCUAAGGAACCCACCACUGCCGAGGCACCAUUCAACAAUCCUGACUGUGACAUCAUUCUCCGUUCGACUGAUGGUGUCCACUUCCAUGUUUUCAAGCUCAUUCUUUCCCUCAUGUCACCCGUAUUCAAAGACAUGUUCACGCUACCCCAAAAUAAUUUGCAGUCAGACGUACUGUCAGUGCCCGUCAUUCCUGUAGCUGAGAGCAGCACGACCUUGAAAUCCCUACUUCUACUCUGCUAUCCUGCCACAACCCCAACCUUCGUCAGCUGGAAUGACGCAAACGCUAUGAUGAAGGCAGCCACGAAGUAUGACAUGCAAGGGGCCCUUAGCCGUGCUGGGGACCUCAUCACUGCUCAGUUUCUACCAGAUCACUCCCUUGACCUAUACGCUCUCUCUUGUCGAUUCGGAUGGGAGCAUAAUGCGCGGGUCGCCGCUACCAGUGCCCUUAAGAUCAAAGAUCUAGGACGACCCAGUGGUGCGUUUGAUGGUAUGGAGGACAUCACCGCUCUGGAUUACCACAGGCUUCUUGUGUACCAUUAUAACUGCAGCGUUCGCUGCUCAAGCGCGUUGUCAUCAACUGUAAAUAUGCAAUGGAGGAGAUGCACAUGCAGAAACUCGAGCAUUAAGAUGCUCCAAGUCGGAAACUCCAGAGACGUUGGGAUCGCCCCGUGGUUUGAUGAAUAUCUGGUUUCGAGUGGGAAGGAGCUGUUUGCAAGGCCUUGCGAAUCUACCUUACGGGAGUCGACAUCUUACCAUCGCGCUAUCGUCAAAGCAGCUGAGUGCAGUAGUUGCCGAAGCAGUGGCAACGUCGUCGAGAGUAUGGACACGUUCCGUGCUUUGUAUAUCGCACGAGUUAAAAAGGUGGUCGCUGCUGUGAGCUUUCCCAGCUAAUUGAUUCAUCACCGAUUCACUUGAAGUUCACCUUACUUCUGCAGGUGGUAUUAGUGCCGAAAGUGCCGGUUGGCAGAUUUAUUUUUGACUGAGAAGGAAGAUAGUCGUUUCUUCUAUAAGUAUUUAAGGUAGAGGCAAUUGGGUGACAAGUGCAACUCCGUCAGCGAACUGAGCCCAAGAAUUGAGCAGCCCUAUUCUUCUGUAGUCUUAUUUGAAAUGUACAACUUGAAUUGUUCGGAACAAUUCGUCAUGUGAUGACUGUGCGGCAGUGAAAUGAAUUGACUUGUAUCUAG
This is a messenger RNA of Suillus paluster, 1318 nucleotides long. RefSeq lists its product as uncharacterized. Lineage: Eukaryota; Fungi; Basidiomycota; Agaricomycetes; Boletales; Suillaceae. The transcript is spliced from 3 exons. The record is from RefSeq and is a predicted model, not a curated record. The coding region runs from base 126 to 1025 and encodes 299 amino acids. Gene Ontology annotation, molecular function: protein binding.